Nannizzia gypsea CBS 118893 is the source of this 1524-nucleotide messenger RNA. RefSeq lists its product as hypothetical. The coding region runs from base 1 to 1524 and encodes 507 amino acids. The transcript is spliced from 9 exons. Gene Ontology annotation, biological process: transmembrane transport. Gene Ontology annotation, cellular component: membrane. The record is from RefSeq and is a predicted model, not a curated record. Lineage: Eukaryota; Fungi; Ascomycota; Eurotiomycetes; Onygenales; Arthrodermataceae. Gene Ontology annotation, molecular function: transmembrane transporter activity.
AUGGGGCUAUUGCAGGAGAAGCCAGAGACGGGGGUGCAAGGGGAUGUCGAGAGGAAUAACGAGAAUGUUGCCUCGGACAAGCGUGGCAGCGAAACUGUGUCUGUUUCUAGCUCUGAGCCUGACUUCUCUGAUAUCGACGAGAAGAAGGUGAUCAGGAAGAUGGAUAUCCGCCUAAUACCUGCGUUGGCGCUUCUCUACCUACUCGCAUUCUUGGAUAGAGGGAAUAUUGGAAAUGCAAAGAUUGAAGGGUUGGACGUUGACCUGGGCCUUAAAGGAGGCCAGUUCAAUUGGUGCUUGACUGUAUUCUUUUUCACAUACUCUGUCUUCGAGGUCCCAUCCAAUAUCUUGUUGAAGAGACUGCGCCCUUCACUUUAUCUACCUUCGAUUAUGCUUGCAUGGGGAACUGUUGUGACCCUGAUGGGGAUUGUACGGGACUAUAAAGGAUUGUUAAUUGCUCGAAUCUUUUUGGGGGUCGCCGAAGCCGGAUUGUAUCCUGGUGUUGCGUACUAUAUCACGAUGUGGUACUGCAGGCACGAGGUGCAGCUUAGGCAAGCCAUGUUUUUCAGUGCUGCUAGCAUUGCAGGCGCUUUCUCUGGUCUGUUGGCAUUUGCCAUUGCAAAAAUGGAUGGGGUCGGAGGAUACCAGGGAUGGCGAUGGAUUUUCAUUCUGGAGGGACUCCUGACUGUUGUUGUGGCUGUUGGCGCAUUUUUCUUCCUUGAAGAUUUCCCCGAAACAGCAUCAUUCCUGAGCUCCAGAGAGCGAGAGUUCGUUAUUUAUCGGCUCAAAUAUCAGGGGUCCAGUUUGUCUGGGAGAAAAGUGGCCCAGACGGAGGAAUUCAAGUGGAAGUACAUCAAAGAGGUGUUCACAGACUGGCAAGUCUAUGCAUCACUCUUCGUUUGCGUGGGCAUCAUCUGUCCCCUGUACGGCACCUCGCUAUUCUUGCCGAGUAUCAUCAAGGACUUGGGAUACAAGACCUCAACAGCACAGCUCCUGACGGUCCCCAUAUAUGUGACGGCGGCAACACUUGCCGUUGUAGUCGCCUUCUACUCCGACAAAAGCGGCAAGCGUUCACCGUUUGUGCUUGGAUGCAUGUCCAUGAUCGGUCUCGGUUUCAUCAUCUGUAUCUCUGCUGCAGGGAGAGGUGUUCCAGGAGUGGUAUAUGCAGGCGUUUUCAUCGCCAUCUGCGGCAUUUAUCCUGCUUUCCCCGGUGCCGUGACAUGGCUAGCCAACAAUCUUGCCGGAAGUUACAAGCGUUCCGCAGGAAUGGCAUUCCAGAUCGGAGUAGGCAACAUGUCAGGAGCAAUGGCGUCGAACUUCUAUCGAGCGCCAGAUGCACCCAAAUACACUCUCGGCCACGCUCUUGAACUUGGGUUUUUGGUGGCGGGCGUGAUAUCAGCCGUCUUCAUGCGUGAGGCAUAUAAGCGGGUCAACGCCAAACGAGACCGAGAAGGCACCCAAGGCUUAAGUGACCAGGAACUCAGCGAGCUGGGCGAUAAGGCGCCUUCAUUCCGCUACACUCUUUAA